AUGAAAGACCAUGAUGCGUCUGCGGUAACGGCUCGGAGGGGCUCAAGGCCUGCUGAACCGUUCCUGCAGGUGAUAUGUCUGGGCUCUGGCGGCGGACCGAAUGAAGACAAUGUAACUGCAUUUCUUGUCCGUUCGACGGUAUCAGGAUGGGCGAAAGGCUCUAUACUGGCCGUUGACGCAGGAACCCACCUCGCAGCCAUAACCCGAAUAUUGCAGAAAGACUUUCCAUUGGUCUCAGAUCUAAAACGACCACCAAAGCAUUACUCACCCCACGGAAGCCCACGUAGCCCAGGCAAUGCAGGUGUUGCAGCUGGCGAUGAGCUCUCAGACGACACCUCCAGAGAGGUAUCGCCAGAGCCAAUUAUAACCACCCUUUCCGCAGGUCCUUUUGCCGGCCUUCCCUUUCCGCAUGCGUCUGCCCGUGCCAAUGCCGUGCACGUGGUCCGCGAGCAUGUCUCAACAUAUCUAAUUACACAUCCGCACCUCGACCACCUUUCAGGCUUCGCUAUAAACACCGCCGCUUUCCACAACACCUCGAGGCCGAAGCGUCUAGCCGCACUUUCCCACACCGUUAAUGCCAUCAAAACCCACAUCUUCAACGACGUCAUCUGGCCCAACUUGACUGAUGAGGGCGGCGGGGUCGGAUUCGUGACCUUUCAGCGGCUCAGCGAAGGCGGCAACGUCGCGCUCGGCGAGGGCCAUGGACGGGGCUACAUCGAAGUCUGCGACGACCUAAGCGUCAAAGCCUUCAGAGUGAGCCAUGGCCACUGUAUGAAAGGGCCAGGACAUGUGCACCGAGGAAGCAACGCGUACCUACCGGAGCCCGGAUCAGCUCAACCGCACGCACACGCACAUCCCCACGGGCACAACGGCGGCCCAGACGGACGCGAAGGCCGCUCGAUGUCCUUCUCGGCCAUCUCCCAGCCCGGCACGCCAGCCUUCCCUCCCGGAUCCGCGGGCGGCGGCGCACCCCCCGAAAAGGAGCAAUGCGUCAUCGACAGCACGGCCUACUUCAUCCGCACCGAAGUCGACAGCUACUCCUCGCACCCAACCUCGAAAGAAGUCCUCAUCUUCGGCGACGUGGAGCCAGACACGCUCUCCCUAUCGCCCAGGAACCACGUCGUCUGGGCGACCGCCGCGCCCAAGAUCGCCGCCGGCAUCCUUGCAGGCAUCUUCAUAGAGUGCAGCUACAACGACAGCCAGGGCGACGCCAUCCUCUUCGGCCACCUGGCACCUCGCCACCUGAUCCAGGAACUCCAGGUCCUGGCCGACAUGGUGCGGCACGCGAAGAAAGAGCUCGAGCGCGAAAAGGCCCAGCGGCACGAGAGCCGCAAGCGCAAGCGCGCGAGUCUGGGGCCAGGCGUGGGGAACGGUGCUGCGUCCAGCGCGGCGGAAGACGAGGGACUGCGGCGCAGCGCGCGGCCGCAGCGCGCAAGGACCGUGCUCAACCCCAUGGAGCACUUUGCGGACGGCGGUGGCGGCGGGCCAGCCGCAACGAUCGGCACAGCGCGCACGCCGGACGAGGAGCUCAUGCGCGACCCGAUGGACGCCGUGCACGCGCCGCGCCUGCCGAACCUGUCGACCCCGACGCCGCUGCGCACGACGACGUUUUCGCUGUCGGCGGAGCCGCAGGCGAAGAUGGAGAACCCGCUCAAGGGGCUCAAGGUUGUGAUUAUACACGUCAAGGAUACGUUCAUGGAUGGGCCGCUGGUCGGGGAGAGUAUCUUGGCGCAGUUGCUAGAGCACGAGGCGGAGGCUGCGGAGGAGGGGAAAGGGCUGGGUUGCGAGUUUGUGGUUUCGAAGAGUGGGGCGUCGUAUCUUUUCUGA
Messenger RNA from Coniosporium apollinis CBS 100218, 1827 nucleotides. RefSeq lists its product as uncharacterized. The record is from RefSeq and is a predicted model, not a curated record. Gene Ontology annotation, biological process: cGMP catabolic process; cAMP catabolic process; negative regulation of glucose mediated signaling pathway. Gene Ontology annotation, molecular function: 3',5'-cyclic-AMP phosphodiesterase activity; 3',5'-cyclic-GMP phosphodiesterase activity. Bases 1 to 1827 code for a protein of 608 amino acids. The transcript has 2 exons. Lineage: Eukaryota; Fungi; Ascomycota; Dothideomycetes.